This is a messenger RNA of Cyanistes caeruleus (blue tit), 2475 nucleotides long. The record is from RefSeq and is a predicted model, not a curated record. NCBI's taxonomy places the organism in Eukaryota, Metazoa, Chordata, Aves, Passeriformes, Paridae.
CUGCAAGAUCCAAACCUACACACACAGAGGAUAAAAACCUCCCAGGGACGCCAGACAAUAUUUGGGGCUCAGUUCCGCAAUCUGCAAGUUCCAAACACACCCUAAUAAAAGGACCCUCUCAGGGUCCCCCUGACAGAUUUGGGACCAGCUCCCCCUCCCUGCUCACCUGCAGGAUGAGGUGGGGGCGAUGGGCCCGUGGCCGGGGGUGCUGCAGACACAGGGGGCACUGGAACCUCCAGCUUCUCCUUCUAUUCCUGUUCCUGCUCCUCCUUUUCCUUUCUCCCUCCUCCUGCUCCUCCUCCUUCCUAAUCCCACCUCCUCCCCAGUUCCUGCCUUCUGUAUAUUUACAGUGGAGAACCUUGCUUGUUUUUAGAACUAGAACAAAGAUUCCAGAUGGAACAAGCCUUGCUGGUUUUAUUCAGCAGUAUCAGUGACUACAGGUCGUGUUUGCUCUGGUUUGGUGCUGUCCUCGUUCCUCCUCAGUGCUCAGGCUGGGCUAUGGGGUGUCCUUGUUUGCUGCAUUUUCAGAGUUCCUCUUGGAUCCUUUGGGCAAUAGGCCGUGCCCUGGGAGGAUUCUUUGUGCUCCUUUGUGACACAGGAGAAGCUUCCAGGCGGUUUUUGGGUGAGCGGCUGCUGUGGUGUCACAGGAGCGUUGCCACGUCCCCGUGGUGUUCCCGUUGCUGUGGGACACGGAGGCCUCAGUGUCCAGAGCGGCUCUGGGCGCCUGCUCGUUGCCAGAGGAUCCUCCUGCCCGAGGCAUUCUCAGCAGCCAGCCCAGCCCCUGACGGGUGUCCUUCUGUGCUUGCAGGGGUACAGUCUGCAGACGUGUGCAGCGCAGCCAAAAUGAUGCAGCAAGUGGUUGCUGCAGUUGGCACUCUGUUCUCUGUGGCUUAUUCGGGGUAUUUUUUAACCCACUUGGCACGGCACCUCACGCGUGGAUCCCCAGCAGCUCCUCCUUCGGGCACCAAAGCAGCAUCAGCACCUCCUCUGGCUCCCUCUGCUUGCAAAGAGGAGGCCAAAGAGGAGGAAGAGAGCAGUGAACUUCCCGCUGUUCUGGGAGACGAGGGAGAACACCCCGCGGUUUGGGAAUACAACGGCGAGGCUCCCGCGGUGUGUGACAAGGACAGUGGACAUCUCCCGGUGGGGGACGAGGACGGUGGAUGUCCCCUGGUGUGGGAUGAGCAUGGCCAAGCUCCCAUGGCAUGGGACGAGGAUGACAGCAAUCUCCCGGUGUGGGAUGAGGACAGAGAACGUCCUGUGGCUUGGGAAGAGGAGGGUGAACCAGCAGCAUUUUGGGAAGAGGAUGAGGAACCUGCACUGCUUUGGGAAGAGGAUGGAGAACUUCCCUCUGCUCCUGAAGAGGACACCGAAGCUCCCUGUGCUGCAGGAUCCUGGGCUGAACAUUCUGACAGCAGCACAGCCCUGCAGCCAGAGGGGAGCGGGGAGUGGAGCCUGAUGCAGCUGAGGAACACCGUGAGCGUGGGGGAGCCUGCCGAGAAAUACCUGGAACUGGAGCAGAUUGGCCAAGGGGCUUUUGGAACCGUUUCCAAAGGACUCGACAGGGCCACGGGAGGAGAGGUGGCCAUCAAGAAAAUGAGCCUCAGAGGGCACAACAGGGAACGAGCUGUGAAUGAGGUCGUGGUCCUGAAGGACAAGAAGAACCCCAACAUUGUCAACUCUCUGGACAGCUUCCUUGUUGAUGGAGAUCUCUGGCUGGUGAUGGAAUACAUGGAUGGAGGAACUUUGCAGGACGUUGUCAGACAGACACGCAUGGCUGAAGGAGAGAUGGCAGCUGUCAGUCAGGAGUGUCUGCAGGGCCUGGAUUUCCUCCAUUCCAUCCGGGUGAUCCACAGAGAUCUGAAGAGCUCCAACAUCCUUCUGGGAAUGGACGGCUCUGUCAAGCUGGCUGAUUUUGGCCUCUGCGCUCAGCUCAGCCCUGAGCAGGACCAGUGCAGCUCCAUGGUGGGCACUGCUCACUGGAUGGCCCCAGAAGUUGUGACCAGUUCUCCUUACGGCCCCAAGGUGGACAUCUGGUCCUUUGGCAUUGUGACCAUCGAGAUGGUGGAAGGAGAACCUCCUUACUUCCAGCAAACGGGGGCCAUGGCCCGCGCUCUGAUCCGGCAGAACGGGAGCCCGCAGCUGCAGGAGCCCAGGCGCCUGUCGGCUCUGCUGCGGGACUUCCUCGAGUGCAGCCUGGAGCCGGACGAGGAGCGGCGCUUCUCUGCCCAGGAGCUGCUGCAGCACCCAUUUUUGUCAUCAGCCAAGCCUCUCUCCAGCCUGACCCCUCUGAUCACUGCAGCAAAGCAACUGAGGGAGCAGCGCAGGAGGAGAUGAAGCCCUGGAGGCCAGCUUUUCAUUAUAGUAGUUAGGAGAAGUAGUUAGUUAUGUUAGUUAGCACUGUUAGUUAGUUAGAGUAGGUUAGGACAGCCUGUUUGUUAUGGCAGUUAUUUGAAUAAAAUCUCUGUUAAACCUCCA